AUGCCUCGCGAACACCGCAAACGCGGAAAGCGAAAAAGGAAUGACAUCGUCCACGAAAACAACCAGGAAGAAGCUCUAGAUGAGCAGGAAAAGACAAAGGAUGACUUACCUUCAUGGAUUGAAGCGGCCACCCCCGAAGAUUCGCCCAAUAUCGACGCGCCAUUUGGAUUUUGCGAUCCAGAUGUCAAGGCAUACUUUAGGACUGUGGAUAAGCAAUUGAAGGAAUGGCAAGAACUAGGCAUGGAAAAUAAAAACGAGGAAAUUGACGAUCCAAACCUUGGUCAGGACGUUUUCUUUCCUAUGAUCUACCUUGAUUCCAAUUCAAUUGCAGAAAGGAGAAUGUUUUUCGCUGCUGCUCUCACCGAAAUGCAAGGAAAAGAACUUCAGCUCGCUACAGACCCAGAUACAGCAGUCAUCCUUGAGCGUAUGAUUCAUUCCAUGGACGACCUAGCACGCCGUAUUUUCACUAGUACUUUGACUGGAUCAAUUAUUGGAGUGGCCAAGCAUCGGUUUGGAUCCCAUGUUCUCGAGACCCUUUUCGAGGCUGCAUCUUUGACAAUUGACCGUGAAUGCCGGAACAUCUUCCCAGCUGCACAGUCCCUUCCCCAAUUCGCCGAUCAGGCGACUAUGGGAGACUUAAUAUCGCAAAUAUGCCGGGAAGUCACCGACUCGGCCCCGUCACUUCUCAAUGAGCCGUUUGGCUCCCAUGUCCUCCAACGUCUCGUCAUUCUGCUUGUACCGUCUCUCUCUCAUCUACAAUCCAAGCAGGAUCUACGCUCCAAGCGGUCUGCUGGCUAUAGAGCAAAGGUCGGACCAAUGAAAUCCAUCUUUGACGAGGAACCCGCAGAGGAUAAACGACAUGUACCCCUGGAAUAUGAGAGCAUGGCUUUGGGCAUCCUCAAGAGAAUUAGGGACAAAAUGAGUGCGAAUGAAGUACGUGCGCUCGCGGCCGACAAAGUUGGCUGCCCAUCAUUACGGAUCCUCAUCUCGCUCGAAUCAGCUUCAAAUCUGUCAAACCAGUCCAAUUCGCUCAUGGACAGCGUGCUUAUGGGCAUGAUUGAUUCAUACGAGACAUCCAAUGACGCUACAAUUGCUGAAUCAGACUAUAUUGGUACCCUCCUCCGGGACGCAACGGCAUCACACCUGUUCCAAACAGUCAUCCAGCUCGCUCCUGAACCCAUAUUCGGACUAUUAUGGUCUAUCUACUUUGUGGGCAAGUUGAAUCGACUCGCUGUUCAUCCAGUAGCGAAUUUUGUGGUGGCCACGGCGUUUGGGAGGCUCGACGACGAGCAACUCCGAAAUGCCAUUGUAGAGAUGAAAGGUGUAGUAGCAAAAUGCUUUAAGCAACAGCGACUCGGUCCGGUCACCGCGUUGAUUCAACAGUCUGCAGCGCUGAACAUUGGACCCGAGGAGAUUGUCGACGUCAUUUGCAACGCACUCGAAGUUGAGGCGGACGGCAAAGGUCUCAUACUGCAGAUCCUUGGAGCAAAUUUCGAGACCAAUCCACAAAACGAAAGUCGGGCCGAUACCGUUUCUGUGCAAGGCGUUUUGCUCCUUCAAGCAAUCCUGCGCCUCCCAAGUCCGCACAACGAGAUCAUCAUACUAAUGCCGUCGGACAUUGCCAGUUUCGAGGACCUCCCGGCAGACACCAAGCUCGCUCUCUCACACAAUGCCACGAGCUCGCGCGUCGUAGACGCGAUGAUCGAAUCACCUACACUCUCUCGUAAAUCGAAGCGCGCUGUCGUGUUGGCGUACAUCGGAAACUAUGAGAGGCUCGUCGAUGAUCGAAUCGGAAGUCGCGUCGGGGACCGAUUCUGGGCGUAUGCGGAUCCGUAUCUCAAGGAAAAGAUUGCACGGAGUUUGAUCCCACAUCAACAGACGCUCAGCGCAUCGUACUACGGAAAGUUUUUCGCGCGCAAGCUCCAACUUACACUUCUCCAACGUAAACCGGAAGAAUGGAAGGCAAUGCAGUCGAGAGAAACCGUGGGGGCGCAGGUCGUCGAUUCCAAUUCGCAAGUACAAAAGCAGCACAACGUCCCAGUCGAAACCAAACCGAACAAAGACAGUACGGGAACAAGCAAAGGGGUGCAUACGGCGGGAGUAGAAGGACAAGAGAUGGAAGGUGACGAGGGAGGGAAAGAGAAGAAGAGACAACGCAAGAGGAAACGAGAGGAGGAGGGCGACGAGAUUGAUGCCCUAUUUGCUGGCGUAAAGGAGAACCGUUUCGGCAAAGUCUCUGCCCAAUCAUCUGCGACUCCUAUUGGGGCCAGCAAGACGACAGUGGCGGAAGAAAAACCAAAGCCCAAGGAUCUUGAGAGCGUCUUGAACGCCAUCAAGGCUGCACCAAAGAACGAGACGACUAAACGGCGAAAAGGGUGA
Molecule: messenger RNA, 2379 nt
Organism: Serendipita indica DSM 11827
Lineage: Eukaryota; Fungi; Basidiomycota; Agaricomycetes; Sebacinales; Serendipitaceae
Source: the annotation of a GenBank genome assembly